CCCAUGCUUUCGCGAUUGCGCAGGAGGCCAUGGCGUCGCACGGACACAAGAACGGAAACACCCCGCGUAGCUGGAACGAGCGACUGUUGAACAUCCAAGAACACAUGAAGGGCCGUUCUAAAAUCGACGGCUCCUACGAAAUAAUCAAGUCGACGCCCAAAAAGAAGGACUGGGAGUGUCGCUUGGACUUAAGCCAUCGGAAAGAACUGAGCACUUCACAAAGCAACGCCAAUGGAGUGAUCGACGAAUCGACACGACAGCGUUCUAAAGAUGCAUCCGUCUUACCUGGCGUUGGUCGCGAACGGGCCGUGCUGGUGCUGCUGGCGAUGGGCAACUUCUGCGUCGGCGCAAGCAUUUCACUUCAAGCGCCCUUCUUCCCUAACGAGGCGGAGAGGAAAGGAUCAAACUCCACCGAAUAUGGAUUCGUGUUCAGCGUUUUCGAGCUCACCAUAUUUUUCUUUGGUCCAAUUUUCGCUAAGAUUGUGCCGAUUGUGAAGCCGAGAUUCAUGUUAAUCUCCGGUCUAUUCUACGUGGGCGUGGCGUCUGUGCUUUUUGGGUUUCUGAACAAGUCCCCUCCGGGCGCCACAUUUCUCAGCCUGGCCAUCGCCACCAGAAUCGCUGAGGGCAUCGGUACAGCCGCAUUCCAGACUGCCGUCUUCUCCAUAGUAGCCGCCGAGUUUCCCAGUUCGCUGGCAACGUCUUACUCAAUCCAGCAAACGGUGUUCGGCGCUGGUCUCGUGGCUGGCCCAACGGUUGGUGGUUGCCUUUAUCAGAUUGGAGGCUUCAUGGCGCCGUUCGUGAGCAUAGGCGUCCUCCUGCUCGUAUGCGACCUUCUCGUCUACUUCCUCAUGCCAGCCACUGAGGGACCUAACGAUCUGGACCAGAAGACAGGAGACAUGCUCAAGUUCUGGGGCAACACCGGCAUUCUUCUAGACGCAUACUGCGUCUUCUGCACGUUCGUCAUCAUCGGUUACAAUGCGGCCGUCUUGGAGCCUCACCUCAGACAGUUCCAUUUGGAGCCGUACAUGGUUGGCUUGGUGUUCGUGCUGAAUGGCACUGUUUACGCCUGCACUGCCUGGAUUUGGGGAAAGGUAGCCGACAAAACGGUUCGCACCAAAGAGCUCUGCAUUUUGGCCUGUCUCCUUCUGUGUGCGAGCUUGCUAUUGGUCGGACCUGCCCCGUUUCUGCAGCUUCCGACAGCCGUUUGGACCGUGAUGCUGGCCCUCGGGUUGUUCGGCCUUGGCUCUGGCGGAACCAUCGUUCCCUCAUUUGUCGGAUCGUUCCGGGACACUUUAAAACGUGGAUUUGCGGAUGACUUGUCUACGUAUGGCUUGGUGUCUUCUGUCUUCACUGUGUCUCAUUCAAUGGGAGCAUUCGUUGGGCCCACGCUGGGAGGAUACCUUCUAGACUCCGUGGGAUACCGGAUGGGCACCAUGGUCCUCCUGGGAAACGAAGUCCUGCUCAUACUCGCGCUGUGCAUCUACGUUGUGGUCCAUCGCAAGCCUUCCAAGGACCAGGAACCCCUUCUCAAGGAAGUCACGUGACUUAACCGCUAACCGAGCUUUCUUACUAGAUGAAACACGUGUUGAAAGUUGUUAAGCGGGCGCGGUUUUCUCGUUUUUAGAAGCUUGUAAUCUUUACCGUUUUACAGUGUACAUUAAACAAACAUAAUGCGGGACCA
Rhipicephalus sanguineus (brown dog tick) is the source of this 1681-nucleotide messenger RNA. RefSeq names its product MFS-type transporter SLC18B1-like. NCBI's taxonomy places the organism in Eukaryota, Metazoa, Arthropoda, Arachnida, Ixodida, Ixodidae. Gene Ontology annotation, biological process: transmembrane transport. The record is from RefSeq and is a predicted model, not a curated record. Gene Ontology annotation, molecular function: transmembrane transporter activity. The transcript is spliced from 15 exons. Bases 30 to 1544 code for a protein of 504 amino acids.